UGUUGAUGUCGCCUCAAGCGGACCUCAAGUCAGCGGCUGCGGAAAGUAAGAGUUAGCUAGUUGGUUAUUAAAGGUUGAGGGUUAACGAUUAGCGGCUUGGUGUUCUUCAGACGGACCCCAGGGCUGUUUUUGAGAUUGGCCCUUUACAAGAUGGCUCCGACUAAUGCCAUUAAAUAUUCUUCAGAAGAAAGAUGCCGAUGUCCAUUAGAGUCCGAACUGCGAGCAGUGCUGCAGCAAAGGAUCAUGGUCCUGGACGGUGGUAUGGGAACCAUGAUCCAGCAGCAUAAACUUGAAGAGAAAGAUUUCAGGGGGGAUGAGUUUAAAGAGCACCCUCUUUCGCUGCAGGGUAACAACGACCUUCUCAGUAUCACCCAGCCCAAUGUCAUUUACUCAAUACAUAAGGACUACCUCCUGGCUGGUGCUGACAUCGUGGAGACCAACACGUUUAGCAGCACCUCUGUCGCCCAGGCGGACUAUGGCCUGGAACACAUGGCUUAUCGUCUCAACAAGGCAUCUGCCGAGCUGGCGAGGAGGGCAGCCGACGAUGUCACCAAACAAACUGGUUUUAAGCGUUAUGUGGCCGGGGCAGUGGGUCCAACCAAUAAGACCCUGUCUGUAUCCCCGUCUGUGGAGAGACCUGACUUCAGGAACAUCACAUUUGAUGAGCUCGUAGAAUCCUACACAGAGCAGGUCAGAGGUUUAUUAGAUGGAGGAGCAGACCUCCUUCUGGUUGAAACCAUCUUUGAUACUGCCAACGCUAAGGCUGCCUUGUUUGCCAUCGACCUGCUGUUUGAGAAGAGCUACGAAAGGAAACCUAUAUUUAUCUCAGGGACCAUUGUUGACCGGAGUGGACGUACUCUAUCUGGUCAGACAGGAGAAGCCUUUGUACUGAGUGUAUCCCACAUGAACCCUCUAUGCAUUGGUCUGAACUGUGCCUUGGGGGCGACAGAGAUGAGGCCGUUUAUUGAGGCCAUAGGAAAAAGCACCACAGCUUUCAUCAUCUGUUAUCCCAAUGCAGGUCUUCCAAACACAUUCGGAGGGUAUGACGAAACCCCAGAAGUAACAGCCUUCAAUUUAAAGGAGUUUGCUAUGGACGGACUAGUGAAUAUUGUGGGAGGCUGUUGCGGCACCACACCCGGACACAUCAGGGCCAUAUCUGAAGCAGUCAAACACUGUCAGCCCAGAGUUCCUGAAGCUGAUAUUUAUCAAGACUACAUGCUGCUGUCAGGUUUAGAGCCCUUCAGGAUUGGCCCUUACACCAACUUUGUUAACAUUGGCGAGCGCUGCAACGUGGCUGGGUCACGCAAGUUUGCCAAGCUGAUCAUGGCAGGAAACUAUGAGGAGGCUCUAAGCAUUGCUAAGGCCCAGGUGGAGAUGGGAGCCCAGGUCCUGGAUAUAAACAUGGAUGAGGGGAUGCUUGAGGGGCCAGCAGCUAUGACCCGAUUUUGUAACUUAAUCUCUUCUGAGCCAGACAUCGCACGGGUUCCACUGUGCAUCGACUCCUCAAACUUCUCAGUGAUUGAGGCUGGGUUGAAAUGCUGUCAGGGGAAAUGUAUAGUCAACAGUAUCAGCCUAAAGGAAGGAGAGGAGGAGUUCCUGCACAGGGCUGCCACUGUGAAACGCUACGGAGCUGCUGUGGUGGUCAUGGCCUUUGAUGAGGAGGGUCAGGCAACAGAUACAGAACGCAAAGUGGAGAUCUGCACUCGGGCCUACAAGCUGCUGGUUGGCAAAGUGGGAUUUGACCCCAACGAUAUCAUCUUUGACCCCAACAUCCUCACCAUCGGUACCGGCAUGGAGGAACACAACGACUACGCCAUCUACUUCAUCAGAGCCACCAAACUCAUCAAGGAGACAUUACCAGGAGCCAGGGUGAGUGGAGGUCUGUCCAACCUGUCCUUCUCCUUCAGAGGGAUGGAGGCCAUCAGAGAAGCUAUGCAUGGAGCAUUUCUCUACCACGCUAUCAAGGAUGGUAUGGAUAUGGGGAUAGUGAAUGCUGGGAACCUGCCGGUCUAUGACGACAUAGAUAAAGAGCUGCUGUUACUGUGUGAAAAUCUCAUCUGGAACAGAGACGUGGAUGCUACUGAGAAACUACUGGCCUACGCACAGAACAAUGUGAAAGGAGCGAAGAAGGUGGUUCAGACGGACGAAUGGAGAGAAGGAAACGUGGAAGAAAGGUUGGAGUACGCUCUCAUUAAGGGAAUAGAGAAGUAUGUGGUGGAGGAUGUGGAGGAGUGUCAGGCUCUGGUUGACCGCUACACUCGACCCCUUCACAUCAUCGAGGGCCCCCUGAUGAACGGCAUGAAGGUGGUGGGGGAUCUCUUUGGUGCUGGGAAGAUGUUCCUUCCACAGGUGAUCAAGUCAGCUCGUGUUAUGAAGAAAGCGGUGGGCCAUCUGAUUCCUUUCAUGGAGAAGGAGAGGGAGGAGAUGAUGGCAUUGUCAGGGUCAACUGAAGAAACGAGUCCAUUUCGGGCCACCAUCCUUCUGGCUACAGUGAAGGGAGAUGUCCAUGACAUUGGCAAGAACAUCGUAGGUGUGGUGCUGGGUUGCAACAACUUCAGAGUGAUCGACAUGGGUGUGAUGGUUCCCUGUGAUCAGAUCCUCAGAGAGGCCGUCAAACAGAAAGCAGAUAUUAUUGGUUUGUCUGGUCUCAUCACCCCCUCUUUGGACGAGAUGAUCUAUGUGGCCAAAGAGAUGGAGAGACUGGGAAUUACAACGCCACUGCUGAUUGGAGGAGCCACCACGUCAAAGACACAUACAGCAGUGAAGAUCGCCCCACGCUACAGUUGUCCUGCUGUCCAUGUUCUGGACGCCUCCAGGAGUGUGGUGGUGUGCACACAGCUCCUGGAUGAGGAAUUGAGGGAGGAGUACUUUGAGGACCUGAAAGAGGAGUAUGAGGAGAUCAGGCAGGAUCACUACGACUCCCUGAAGGAUCGCCGGUAUCUGUCUCUCUCCCAGGCCAGAGGGAAGGCUCUACAUAUAGAUUGGCUCUCUGAGCCCAGACCAGUGUGUCCUCAGUUCCUGGGCACCCGCGUGUUUGAGUGCUACGACCUGAACAGUCUGCUGGACUACAUUGACUGGAAGCCUUUCUUCGAUGUGUGGCAGCUGAGAGGAAAAUACCCCAACAGAGGUUACCCUAAGAUCUUCAACGACCAGACUGUUGGUGCGGAGGCCCGGCGAGUCUUUGAUGAGGCCCAGCGGCUGCUCAACCAGAUGAUUGACAGUGGUAGUCUUAAGGGGCGGGGCCUGGUGGGGUUCUGGCCUGCCCAGAGUGAUGGCGAUGACAUCAGUGUGUACAAAGAUGAAGUCGCAGUACACCGGGACACCCAGCCCAUCGCUACAUUUCAUGGCUUACGACAACAGGCGGAGAAGGACAGCUCCAGUUCAGAGCCCUACCUGUGUGUGUCUGACUUUGUUGCCCCUGUAGCCAGUGGCGUGCCAGACUACAUCGGCGUGUUUGCUGUGGGGGUGUUCGGGGCGGAAGCGCUGAGUCAGCGGUUCCAGGAUCAGGGAGACGACUACAGCAGCAUCAUGGUCAAAGCCCUGGCUGACCGACUGGCUGAGGCCUUUGCUGAGGAGCUCCAUGUUCGUGUGCGUAAGGAGCUGUGGGGCUACAGCACCGACGAGGCUCUGCAGGCCUCGGACCUCCACAGAAUCCGAUACCAGGGCAUCAGGCCUGCAGCUGGCUACCCCAGCCAGCCUGACCACACAGAGAAGACCACCAUGUGGAGCCUUGCUGGGAUCCAGGAGAAGACUGGUGAGAGCGCCAGCCAUUUCAUUACAGUCAGCCCCGCUCCUGGUGUCCCUGGACUUUACUUCCCACCCUCGCCUCAUACUUCGCUUGGGAAAAUCAACCAAGGGCAGGUGGAGGACUAUGCCCGGAGGAAAGACAUGUGUGUGGAGGAGGUGGAGCGAUGGCUGGCUCCCAUCUUGGGCUAUGACAACGAGGCGUAGAGUGUGACCACCCCGGCACUAAACUGGACCACCUGAGGGAUCAGAGCAGGGCGCAGUACUGCCACAGAAUCAGGUUUACAGUCCGACCAUUUCUCUGCAGCUCACACAGGUUCUUACUGUGCCUGCUCGGACAGGGAUUCCCUGACAUUACAUAGUAUAUCACACUAGGUCUUACCUUUUCUCUCAACAUUUCUACUGGACAUUUCAUAACAAUAAAACAGUGUUUUUUUUCUUGUUAGCUCUCUGUGCCAAAGGUUUAUGACCGACUUUAAAACUCUACAGAUCCACACACAUUGUAUGUUAUGGUAAAAUGAUCUCUUAAAUGAAUGCCAAGUUUCUAUCAGGUCUACAAAUGGAGUGAAAUACUACUCAAGUUACAUGACCGUCACAUUUGUCUUCAGUAGUGCUAUGAUCCCGAUUAUUUUGCUCAAUAUUGAGAUGAUUAUUAUUUCAGCACUCGUACCUGGGCUGAGUAUCUGUCCAAGUCAGUCUAAGUCAUGUGCCAACAUGAUUACUGGCUUAGUGUUUGCUUAUUAUUAAAACAGUUUUAAAAGAUUCAUGUCUCAUUUACUAAAAGGGGUAACACAUCGGUGUUUAUGGUUAGUUUAUCUUAAAGGAAUAUUUCAGCAUUUUAGAAAACAUGCUGCUUUCCUGUAUUUCCAAGUGGGAAACGAGAAGAUUAAUAUUGGUCUCAUGUCUGUGUGUUAGUACGGAGCUUGAGUCAGGACGUGGUUAGCAUAGCUUAGCAUAAAGACUAUAAUUAGGUGAAAACAGCUAACCUGGUUAAAAAAAAAAACGAUGUGCAUAAGCCUCGGCCUGAAGCCGCUGCGCUGUUUUGAUGUGGUGCUGCGGGGAGAAGCCUCUCUCUGCUGGCACACUGGAGACGGGUUUUACGCAUGCUACCUUGGCCAGUUUGACCCGGUACUGUUGAGAAAGUCAAGCCUCCAUAACUGCGGGGAGCUGUCAUCACUCGCUGUCAACUGCUUGGCUUUAUUUGCGUUAGCCCGGCCGCUGCUCGGUGUUAUGACGUAAUUCACAAUAUUUCCCUGUUUGGCCAGGACUUGGGCUUUGACUUCCGCAUGCUUGUCGGCAUUUUUUUGUAAAUCUACGCUGGUCUUCUACAUUCAAUCAGAGCGAGAAUAUGCAUGUGCUACAGUCUAGUCCUUUCUAAAUGAAAGAAUUUGUGCUUUAAUGCUUUAAUUGACUGUCCAUCUCUGGGGCUGUCAACGCUGUGUCUCAGCCAAAAAGUGGAGGGACCGAGCAGUGGCCGCCGGCUAAUGCUAGUUAGCUAGCUAUCCAUGUGGACAGAUUGGUAAACUGUACAGACAGUAGAGUUUAAUAUUUUCUCCCUCUGAGCUUCAGGACAAUGACAACAAGAGGGAGUUAAACCACCUUCUAACAUUAUUUAACAUUAGGAAACUGAUGGGAUAUCAAAAAUACGCUUUUUCUUGAGUUGUUCCUCACAACGGGUUUAUCUUUUCUUUUACUCCUUUCCCUUCUCCCAGUCUUUGUUCUAUUUCUUCCCGUAUUUCGCCCACUUUAUCCCGGACAUUUAUUCUUUCAAAAAGUCUUCUACAGUCCAGUCACCAUCAGUCGCUACUCGCGCAUUUUCCUAAUCAGAAAAAAAACAGACUGCCCUGCUCUGCCUCUGAUUGGCUAGUAACUUGUUGGCCUCUGGGUCAGAACCAAUUAGAAGCAGGAAAGUGGGCAGGGAAAAACUCUGCGGUCUCCAUUGUGUAUGGGGAAUAGGGGAGGGAGGGAACGGGCAAGAGUUUAAAUGACAUUUAGAAAAUAUCUGCUUGACAACUUAUUAUGGAGCUGGGAAUAAGCCCAAAUAAGCAACUACACUUUAGUAACAAGCACAAAAAAACUGCAACCCGCUACUACCUAUAUUUGUAAGCAACUUUACAGAAAAACAAGCCCAAAGUUGCAUAUAAUAAGCGGACUUGGCAACACUGGGGGAGACCUGGCGUAACCCGGUAAUUUAGGUUAGGUUAUUUAGGUUUGAAACAGUAAACUUGGCAACCUUACAAACAAAUACAAAGUCCCUGCACCUGCCUGUGACUUUGUAUUUUUUAGUGAGCUUUGAACAGAACCAGGCUAGCUGUUCCCUCUGCUUCCAGUCUUUAUGCUAAGCUAAGCUAAACACGUCCUGACUGUGUACUUUAACAAACAGACAUAAGAUUGAUAUCAAUUUUCCAUCUCAUUCUUACAAAGAAAGUGAAUACGUAUAUGUUGCAAUUUUCCUUCAAUGCAAACAGCUUUAGAAGAACUUGGCUUCAGUUUUUAUUUUUCUUUAUUACAUUUUUUUUUGGCCCUGGGACGCGUCUCAGUGUGUUGUUUGUGGUUUGUUUGUCACGGUUUGGGUUUCUUAAAUAUCUAAAAAUAGUUUAAAAAAAUGUAAUCACCAUAAAAAACUUUGCUUCAGGAAAAAUAAAACGACCAAUUAAGAUUAAAAUCAGGAAAUAUCUGAUCAAGGAAUCAGUAAUAAACCCUAAUAAAUCUGUUCCUACAUAAGUGACAAAUGUCAAUACGUGACAGUUUUAAAUUAACCUUUUAAAUACUUGGUAGUACAGACUAAUUCAUUUGCGCUCAAAAUGUAUUGACGUAAACAGUCAAAAUCUAUUUAGUUUUUUUCUUCUAAAACUCAUUUUUUUGCUUUUGUGUAAAGGUUUGGACAUCAGGAACAUUUGCAUGAAGGCGGGAGUGUACACGUUGCAUAGUGGCUCAUUACUGGAUUUACUAAAAAGUGUUGGAAAUUUUAGUGUAAAUGAAAAUGUAAACAAUAAAACAGGAGACAAAUCAUUUUUAUAAGCCUUUAAAAGAGUAACUUACCACCCCCUGAAAAUAUAGUCGUUGCUCACCUUUGAGGUUGUACAGGUGUACUCCAGGACCCUGGGGCAUCCCUAUUGGGUGUGUUGAUAAUGAAUUGCAUGGGGUGACCUCUAGCUCACCCAGUUAGAGCGUGCACCCCAUGUCAUCCCCCAUCUCUCUCCCACCUUUCCUGUCUAUCCACUGUCACUCUGAAAUAAAGGGAAAAAAAGAAGAAAAAAAUAUGAAUUGCAUUUAUAAUGAAUUAAUUCACAUAUAGGUCAGAGGCUAAAUAGCAACUAUUUUAAUUUGAUAAAUAAUCAUGUUAUUAGUUUGUACUUUCAAUACAAGUACAUUUUAGCCUCCAGGCAUCUAAACAUACAACAAGAACUCAAUGAUUCCAACAUUUUAACAUAUGUUUCUUGUUUCACCUUCAUAUGGUGUUCUGUGAAACUUCAAGAGAUUAGUUAAUUAUUUGAAUCCAAGGUUUCAGUGUUUUAUUGUUUGACGUUUUAUAAAUGCGUCUUCCAAAUGUCGUUGCAUCGACCUAAGAAUGUGAGAAAUAAAGUAGGACACGUGUAUAGACUUUUAUAUUAUAACAGUAUGCAUAUUCAACUGUUUCAAAAGUAUUCAAUCACAUAUUUUUUUUCUACCUUAUGCAGUUUUCAUUUGAGUGAGGAACAAAGCAGUAGUAAUGACUACACAGUCAGAAUGCUAUAAAAA
Molecule: messenger RNA, 7485 nt
Organism: Etheostoma spectabile (orangethroat darter)
Lineage: Eukaryota; Metazoa; Chordata; Actinopteri; Perciformes; Percidae
Gene: mtr
Product: 5-methyltetrahydrofolate-homocysteine methyltransferase
Exons: 33
Coding region: 151-3951 (1266 amino acids)
Biological process (GO): homocysteine metabolic process; tetrahydrofolate metabolic process
Cellular component (GO): cytosol
Molecular function (GO): cobalamin binding; zinc ion binding; methionine synthase activity
Source: RefSeq, a predicted model, not a curated record